CAGAAAGCAGAGGAGAGAGAGACAGCCAUGAGAGGAAGAGAAAGCAAAGCUCCGCUUCCUCCUCCAGCCCCGGCGGAUCUAUUGGUCUGUUUCCCUCCCAAAGCCCACUUCACUCUUAUGCCGAAGCCCAUCCGCAGCCCUGUGCGGCCCUCUCAACCCGCCAUUGCCAAGCGCCACCACUUCCUCAAGAAACUAAGAAGCAACGGCUCUAUCAUAGGCUCCGACGACAUCGCCGACGAGCCGACGUCGCCUAGAGUCACCUGCGCCGGCCAGAUCAAAGUAGCCCGGCGUAAACCCCCUUCAUGCAAGACCUGGCAGUCUGUCAUGGAAGAGAUUGAAAGGCUACACGAUAAUCACACCAAAUCCAAGAAGCGACCCACUUGGGUUGAAUCUCUCGGAUUCAAGAGAGAUACAGCCCAGUUCUUGGCUUGUUUGGAGAGGGUAAGACUUGAUUUCCGAUGCUUCGGAUCCUUUUCUGAGGCGGACGUGGCUUCUGAUGACGGAGAGGAAGUUGGUAUUGGAGAUGAUGGUGAUGACAAUCGUCAAGUUUACGAUGGAAAUGACGAUUCUUCAAGAGCCGUCUUCUCCAAAUGGCUCAUGCUUCUGCAAGAAGAUGAUGAACUAAACCAUACACUCGCCAAUGGCGAGAAUUACGGAAAGAGUGAGAAAGCUGGCGAGGAAGAAGAGCCUCUUCAUCGAGAAAUAGAUAAAACAGGAGCUCCACCCCCAAACGCUCUACUACUCAUGCGCUGCAGAUCUGCCCCAGCUGAAAGCAGAGAAUUAGAAGAAGAUGAAGAAGAGAUACCCAGCAGCAUGUUGGCAACGGAAGAAGAGAAGGGAAAUAGUGGUAAUAAGAGCUUGGAACUGUUGAUGAGAUUUGAUGGAAUACAAGAAUUCUGCAAAAUUUCAACUGAAAUUGCAAAGGAAACAUGGGUUGGUGGUGGUGGUGGUGGUGGUGGUGGUGAUUUUCCAUUCUCAAGGAAUUAA
Diospyros lotus (date-plum) is the source of this 987-nucleotide messenger RNA. RefSeq lists its product as uncharacterized. The transcript is spliced from 2 exons. Bases 28 to 987 code for a protein of 319 amino acids. The record is from RefSeq and is a predicted model, not a curated record. Lineage: Eukaryota; Viridiplantae; Streptophyta; Magnoliopsida; Ericales; Ebenaceae.